Messenger RNA from Saprolegnia diclina VS20, 2040 nucleotides. RefSeq lists its product as hypothetical. Bases 1 to 2040 code for a protein of 679 amino acids. Lineage: Eukaryota; Oomycota; Saprolegniomycetes; Saprolegniales; Saprolegniaceae. Gene Ontology annotation, biological process: cilium organization. The record is from RefSeq and is a predicted model, not a curated record. The transcript has 12 exons. Gene Ontology annotation, cellular component: cilium.
AUGGACGCGAGCACCAAGGUGAUGGUCCAAAGCGCGGCGCUGCAGUCGCGAACCACGGUUCCUCUGGCUCGCCACUUUGACGCGGUCUCGACUCACUACCGCUACAUGGACGCCGACGCGACGACCAAAGACGAAGAGGACCGGGCCCGAAUCAUUCGCGAGCUCAAGGCAAAACGAUCCAAGACCAAAGGCGCCGGCACGAAAACAGCUUUUGAAGCUGCAUUAGAGGUCCAUGGGACGGGCCACCGGCGACCAGUGAAGCGCGCACCGCCGCCGGCACGGCCACCGACAAACCAAGCGUCGACUGUCGAGAGCCCUAUCGAGCAAAUGAAGCGCGACAUUGACAAGCGUGCGUCGCCAACCGCAGCUCUCAUGAAAAAGAUCUCCGCCUUCAAAGCUGCUCAGGAGCGAGACUUGGCGGUGGUCGAGCGCCUCAUCCAAGAGAAGAACGCCGCCGAGGCCAAAGCCAAACAACUGGAAGCGCUCUUGUGGGAGCAGCCGGCCAAAGUGCACCCGACGCCUCAAUCCUCGCGGCCAAACGUGACCAAGAAGCGCGACCUUGUCAUCGACGCAGGCGAGUCGUUCUUCAACGACAUCCACGGCGACGAGUCGGCGCCACCCGAGUUUAACGUAGCAGGACCGCGAACCGCGAGCUCAAUCGAAGACGAACCGCCUGGGUUCGAUGACAUUGUCGAAGAGCCGGAGCCGUGCACAAGUCCGACAAGUGCCGUUACCACCCAGCGCCGAGAACGCCACACAGCCAACCCUGCGUCGGACGAUGAUGCUCCGCCGAGCACGUGGGCGACCCGCAUUUCGAGCGUGCACUCUUCGUUCUUGUCGGAGGCGACUGCAACUUCCAACCGGAAGCGACACGGCUCGUAUUUUGAAGCGAAGGAGCGAGCGCAAGAGGAAGAGGCCGCACGUGCCGCCGACGCGCGCGCCAAGCUCGAGCGUGCCAAGCGCGCAACGCCGUUUACCGGGUUGCUCGAGAACGAGGCCAAGACGCGCGAACGCAAGCACCAGCGCCUUCAAAAGGUACAGGAGGCAGCAAGCCGCGAGUAUCAGCCUUUCAAGGCGCGUGAUCCCCCCGUGUUUGAGCCGACCGACGGUGACGUGGCCGAGCUCGCACGGCAGAAGCGCGUUGCCGAACGCGCCGCCGCGCUGCUUGCGCAAAGCCAAUUACCGCCCCGGCUCGCGCAGGCCAAGCCGAGGAAAUCGCGCGCAGCACCUGAAGCUCAUGUGCGCAUCAAGGCGCAGCCCGUACCCGACUUUCAAGCAAUGCAAACGCAGUGGAAGGCGUCGCUGCAGCGCGCCAAGAGCCGGCGCACGACGACACAAGUGGACGAGUUUUCGAUCACGCGCCCCGAGAAGACAGCCAAGAUGGCGCAAAAGAAGCAAGCGCGCAUCGAGCGCCUCACUGCGGCCGAGCGCGCUGAGAAGGAAGCUGUGGAAGCGGAGCGGCGGCAGCGGUUGGAGGCGGCCAUGGAAGCUGCCAAGGCCAGCACCAAAGUCUCGAUGACGGCGUCCCACAAGCUGCGCACCGAAGCGAUUCAAGCCAAAUUGAAGGCGCGUCGUCAAGUCGACAAGAGCCAGGAGGAGGCACUCGUGGCGAAAAAAGAGAAGCUCAAGAACAUUGCCAAGCAAGUGAUUGCUGAGGUCUCUGAUAGCGAACGCAAGCGGAAGGAAGAGAAGGGCAACUACGUCGAGGACCCGGAAGCCGCGGCCAAAGCCAAGGCCGAAGAUGACCGCAAGGCGUACCAAGAAUCUCUCAAGCGCAACCGCGAGCGGAUUCUUGCAGCUGCCGCCGCGCGCCCGUCGCUCAUGGAGCGCUUUGCUAUCGACAAGAAGAAGGAAGAGCACAAGCGCAAGGCUCUGCAAGCCGUGGUGGCCAACGUUUUUGGAAAGAAUUUGGGCGCGUUCAAGGGUGUCUUCACCGAGGACGAAGAAGACCUCGUUGCGGGCCUCGAGACGUCAGCUGCGGACGACGCCACGGACGCCAAGGAUGAGAACGACGAGGACGAGUACAAGAACGAUGACUAG